This is a messenger RNA of Oncorhynchus mykiss (rainbow trout), 3629 nucleotides long. Lineage: Eukaryota; Metazoa; Chordata; Actinopteri; Salmoniformes; Salmonidae. The record is from RefSeq and is a predicted model, not a curated record.
GACAGAGGGAGGGGAUAGAGGGAGGGAGAGUUGGUCUUGGCUAGCAGCAGUAUCAGUAGCAGUGCCGUUCAGCUGGUUGGAAGGGAGAGAGUGUCGGAGAGGAACUCUAGGAGGGAAGACAGGGAGGAACUCUAGGAGGGAAGACAGGGAGAGAGGAUCGGAGAGGAACUCUAGGAGGGAAGACAGGGAGAGAGGAUCAGAGAGGUACUCUAGGAGGGAAGACAAGGAGAGAGGGUCGGAGAGGAACCCUAUCGGGAAGUCAGGGAGAGAGGGUCGGAGAGGAACUCUAGGAGGGAAGACAGGGAGAGAAGGUCAGAGAGGAACUCUAGGAGGGAAGAGAGGGUCGGAGAGGAACCCUAUCGGGAAGUCAGGGAGAGAGGGUCGGAGAGGAACACUAGGAGUGAAGAGAGGAUCGGAGAGGAACUCUAGGAGGGAAGACAGGGAGAGAGGGUCAGAGAGGAACUCUAGGAGUGAAGACUGGGAGAAGCCUUGACUGACUGAAGAGGGAAGACAGGAGUGUGUUGGUGUGGAACGGUCUUGUUGUGGCCAGCGGUGGGCUGGUCUGGUGUUUCCUGUCCAUUCAAGGGCAUUCCAUCUGCUGAGACCUGGACAGGAGAGAGACAGCGGAGAGGAGAAACCAGCCACAUAGGCCUCACUGGGUUGGAGAGAGAGAGGGACAGGGGAGGAGGGAGAGACACAGAAGGAAGGAGGCUUCGAGGGGAGCCACAUGGUCUCAGUCCCACAGGGAGCUACUCUUCUGGGGACAGUAGACUGACAAGCCACAGUAGUCUGCUACUACCAUGGGGGACUGGAACCUGCUGUCUGUUUUAACUAGUCCCUCUCUCCCCUCGCUCUCCCUCCCUACAGCCACAGUAGUCUGCUACUACCAUGGGGGACUGGAACCUGCUGUCUGUUUUAACUAGUCCCUCUCUCCCCUCGCUCUCCCUCCCCACAGCCACAGUAGUCUGCUACUACCAUGGGGGACUGGAACCUGCUGUCUGUUUUAACUAGUCCCUCUCUCCCCUCGCUCUCCCUCCCCACAGCCACAGUAGUCUGCUACUACCAUGGGGGACUGGAACCUGCUGUCUGUUUUAACUAGUCCCUCUCUCCCCUCGCUCUCCCUCCCCACAGCCACAGUAGUCUGCUACUACCAUGGGGGACUGGAACCUGCUGUCUGUUUUAACUAGUCCCUCUCUCCCCUCGCUCUCCCUCCCCACAGCCACAGUAGUCUGCUACUACCAUGGGGGACUGGAACCUGCUGUCUGUUUUAACUAGUCCCUCUCUCCCCUCGCUCUCCCUCCCCACAGCCACAGUAGUCUGCUACUACCAUGGGGGACUGGAACCUGCUGUCUGUUUUAACUAGUCCCUCUCUCCCCUCGCUCUCCCUCCCUACAGCCACAGUAGUCUGCUACUACCAUGGGGGACUGGAACCUGCUGUCUGUUUUAACUAGUCCCUCUCUCCCCUCGCUCUCCCUCCCCACAGCCACAGUAGUCUGCUACUACCAUGGGGGACUGGAACCUGCUGUCUGUUUUAACUAGUCCCUCUCUCCCCUCGCUCUCCCUCCCCACAGCCACAGUAGUCUGCUACUACCAUGGGGGACUGGAACCUGCUGUCUGUUUUAACUAGUCCCUCUCUCCCCUCGCUCUCCCUCCCCACAGCCACAGUAGUCUGCUACUACCAUGGGGGACUGGAACCUGCUGUCUGUUUUAACUAGUCCCUCUCUCCCCUCGCUCUCCCUCCCCACAGCCACAGUAGUCUGCUACUACCAUGGGGGACUGGAACCUGCUGUCUGUUUUAACUAGUCCCUCUCUCCCCUCGCUCUCCCUCCCCACAGCCACAGUAGUCUGCUACUACCAUGGGGGACUGGAACCUGUUGGGGAAGUUGUUGGAGAAAGCCCAGGAACAUAGCACCGUAGUGGGAAAGGUCUGGCUCACGGUCCUCUUCAUCUUUAGGAUCCUGGUCCUGAGCGCCGCAGCAGAGAAGGUGUGGGGGGACGAGCAGUCAGGGUUCACCUGCGACACCAAGCAACCUGGAUGUGAGAACGUCUGUUAUGACAUCACCUUCCCCAUCUCUCACGUCCGCUUCUGGGUCCUACAGAUCAUAUUCGUCUCCACGCCCACCCUCAUUUACCUGGGUCAUAUAUUACACCUGGUGAGGAUGGAGGAGAAACAGAAGCAGAGAGAGAAGGACGCAGAUCGGGCCGGGGACAAACCACCCUUGCUGGAGACCAAAGCCUGUAAAGCCCCGGUGAGGGACAACAGUGGUAGGGUUCGACUGAAGGGGGAACUACUGAGGACCUACGUGUUCAACGUCAUCUUCAAGACGCUGUUCGAGGUGGGCUUCAUCGUCAUGCAGUACCUGCUCUAUGGCUUCCAGCUGCAGCCCAUGUACACCUGUGACCGCUCGCCCUGCCCCAACACAGUCAACUGCUACAUCUCCCGACCCACAGAGAAAACCAUCUUCAUCAUCUUCAUGCUAGUAGUGGCAGGUUUGUCUCUGUUCCUCAACUUGAUAGAGAUGUACCACCUGGGAUCCACUAAGUGUCGCCAGGGGAUCAAGUACCACCGGGAGGAUCUGAGCUCAGACUCUGUCUCCAAGGAGCCCAGCGAGGUAGACGAGGCUGUACCCUACGCUCCUAGCUACGACCACUACCACGGAGGCCAGCCAGCCUACCCUCAACUCCAACCAGACCAGCAGGUCCAGCCAGCAUACCCUCCUGUCCCCAGCUAUAACAUGUCCCCGCUAUCUGAGGAGACUGACUCCACCUACCAGCCCUACCACAACAAGGCAGCCUACAAGCAGAACAAGGACAACCUGGCGGUGGAGAGGAGUGGCAGCAGGCAGCCGGAAGAGGAGGGGGACUUGAAAGGGAAGAAGGGCGGAGGAGAAACGUGGGGGGGGUCGGAGCCAGGUUCCCCAUCUCUAGCCCGGGCUGGACGCACCGCUGCUAAACACGGCAACAACAAGACCAGAAUAGACGAUCUGAAGAUCUGAGAGGGGGGUUAGGUUGCUAUGACGAUGUCUUAGGUUCCUUCCGAGGGUCUUAUGUUGCUUGAAAGGCAUUCUUAGAGUUCUGCCCCAAAUGGCACCCUAUUCCCUAUAUAGUGCACUACUUUUGACCGAGGCCUGUGACAGUCCAGAGCUCCGGUCCAAAGUAGAUCACUAUAUAGGGAAUAGGGUGCCAUUUGGGACACAGGUGUGUCCAACAGACCUGAGGCCAUCCUGCCCCCCACCCCUCCCCCCUCCCUCCCCCUCGGUGGCCUGGUGGAUGGCAGAGCUUUGACUCACUGGGAGGGAAUGAGACUUGUAGGACACACAAAUACACUUUGAGCGCUACGGUUGUGAAACACGAUCUGUGAAGGGACCACUGGGUUUCAUAUUAUAUGACGAACCUCGACGUCUCAAAUCUCUUUUAGAAAACCUUCUGGUUCUGGUCUCUACGUGGGAAAGAAGGAUCACGUACAUUAAAUACAACAACUUUUAUAUUGGAAAUGUUUGUGCAUUUCAGACUAAGAGGAUAUAUUCGACAUGUAGUUAGUUAUUGAGUGUGUGUGUUGUAGUAAUGAUGCUAUAUUGGGGGGAAAGGAUGUUAUUUAACAUUUGACAAAGUAAAAAAAUAUUUUUGAA